Molecule: messenger RNA, 828 nt
Organism: Parnassius apollo (apollo)
Lineage: Eukaryota; Metazoa; Arthropoda; Insecta; Lepidoptera; Papilionidae
Source: the annotation of a GenBank genome assembly
AUGCAUCGCUUUUUUGCAGAGCUGGAGCCAUCUCUAUCCGUCACUGAGCGAAACCUGGCAGACCGAGUUAGGUACAUCCUGCGCUCCAACAUAUUUGGUGACGCCGAACUCGAGCGACUACGACGUGAGGCUAUUCCUUCAUCGAAUGGAAAUGCUACGGCUGGGAAUGCGGCGCCACUAGAUGCGCAACAAACUGCAUAUGUGGAUGCUGCCGUCAACAUUCCAUUAGUGACUAAUUCUAACGAUGAUGGAAUAGUCUUCCACGAACUAGAGAAAAUGAGGAGCAUAUUGGAAGAGUCGAUGCUGGAAACGCGCAGCAUGCCUCUCGAAAAUCGACCGCGACUUCCCCGCAUACCCCUUAGCAAGCGAAAUCGGGCUGUCGUGCGGGCUCUUAACCCAAUGCUGGUGACCUAUUUGAAAGCCAGCCGGGACCUUUGCGAGACGGACUCAAUUCUUUUUGGCGCCGCACUGGCAGUAUGCCGUAUUAUUGGCGCCAAACUUCCCGUGGCUGGACGUGCUACUCAAAAAAGUAGCGCCAUCCCAGCCUGGAGAAAAAGAAUUGAGGACCGUAUCGCAAAGGCAAGGGCCCUUAUCGGCAGACUGACAAGCUUCAGGUCGGGUAAUAAUAGACCGAGGAUUAUGCGCACCGUUAGGAUGGCGUUUGCUGGGACAAAUAUCAGUUUGUUCUCAACUCAGCCGGAUAUCACGCAAAAACUAACGGAGCGCAUAGAUGACCUGAAGCAAAAAAUCGCUGCUUUGGGGGAAGCGGAUUCGACGAUUUACCGAGAGUUCAAGGCGGUUCAACCAGAAUCGUCUCUUCUAGAGUGA